UAAACUGUAACUUUGAUCAAAUAAUGUGUUUGUAUGUACUACAUAAUAAGUAGCUGUCUGUACUUUAUCAUAGUUUGCAACUACGACGCUAAAUGUCUGACCCUGGACGCGUAUACCGGUCCAGCCAUAAUAUACAAUGUGCGCAUUCAUUGGCACGUCACUAUGUCAGACCUACUCUAAAGAUGGCGACCGCCUACGAGAAAUUCAACCUGCACACUACCCCAGAGAAGUUUUACAUUGAGGCAUGUGAUGACGGCUCCAAUGAUGUAUUGUCCAUUGACAGGGUGUCCACAGAAAUGAUCCUCACCGUGAGGAAGGACAUUCCUCCCCAUGCGGUCACCAGGCCAAUAUGUGGGAUCAUGGGAACUAUCCGUCUGGUGGCAGGCACGUACCUCAUCGUUAUCACAAAGAAGAAGAAGGUGGGUGACCUGUUGGGCCAUGCCGUGUGGAAGGCUAUGGACUUUGACGUUAUCUCUUACAAGAAGACUGUGCUGCACCUGACAGACAACCAGAUGCAGGACAACAAAGCCUUCCUGUCCAUGAUCAACAGUGUUCUGCUCACAGACGGCUUCUACUUUGCUACAGACUACGACCUGACCCACACUCUGCAGAGACUUGCAAACACCAGUCCUGAGUUCCAGGAGAUGAGUCUGCUGGAAAGGGCGGAUCAGCGGUUUGUGUGGAAUGGUCACCUGUUGAGAGAAUUCAUGCCACAGCCAGAGCUGCACAGGUUUGCUUUCCCAGUUGUCCACGGCUUCAUCAUUAUGAAGUCCUGCUGCAUCAAUGGGAAGAUCUUUGACUGGAACAUCAUCUCCAGGCGGAGCUGCUUCAGGGCUGGAGUACGUUACUACGUCAGAGGCAUUGACUCAGAGGGUCAUGCAGCUAACUUUGUGGAGACAGAGCAGAUUGUCCAGUACAGCGGGGGCAAGGCCUCAUUCGUACAGACCCGAGGCUCCAUCCCCUUCUACUGGUCCCAAAGACCCAACCUCAAGUACAAACCAAAACCUCAGAUCAGUAAAACCAUCAACCAUCUGGAUGGCUUCCAAAGGCAUUUUGACUCGCAGAUCAUCAUUUAUGGAAAGCAAGUGAUUUUAAAUCUGAUCGACCAGAAAGGCUCAGAGAAACAAUUGGAACAGGCCUUUGACAAAAUGGUGUCCAGCUUGGGCAACGGCAUGGUCAAGUACAUAGCGUUUGACUUCCACAAGGAAUGCAGUCGGAUGAGGUGGCAUCGCCUGCAGAUCUUAGUCGAUAUGGUGACAGAGAUGCAGGACGAGUAUGGGUACUUCCUGGUUGAUGUGGAUGGGAACGUUCUGGUGCAACAGGAAGGGAUGUUCCGCAGUAACUGUAUGGACUGUCUGGACCGUACCAACGUCAUCCAGAGUCUGCUGGCACGACGCUCACUGCAGUCACAGCUGGAGCGACUGGGAGUUCUCCACAUGGGCCAGAGGAUUGAAGAUCAGACCGACUUCGAGAAGAUCUACAAAAAUGCGUGGGCAGACAAUGCCAAUGCGUGUGCCAAGCAGUAUGCUGGCACAGGGGCCUUGAAGACAGACUUCACAAGAACAGGGAAGAGGACACAAUGGGGGCUGGUGAUGGACGGCUGGAACUCCAUGAUCAGAUACUACAAGAACAACUUCUCAGACGGCUUCAGACAGGACUCUAUUGAUCUGUUCCUGGGUAACUAUGCCAUUGAUGAGGCAGACAUGACCACACCCCUUCACGAGACCAAAGACUGGAAGUUCCUCACGUUGCCCAUUAUCAUGGUUGUGGCAUUCUCCAUGUGUAUCAUCUGCCUCCUCAUGGCUGGUGACACGUGGACGGAGACCCUGGCGUAUGUGCUGUUCUGGGGCACAGCCAGCUUCGUGACGGCUGGCGUCAUCCUCUUCAACGGUCGGGAGUUUGUAGACUCGCCCAAGCUGGUCCAGAAGGAGAAGAUGGACUGAAUGUGUGCGUGUGGAAAGCAGCUACGCCCCACAGACUUCUCCUCUUCAUCCCACUCUUCUUCAUCAUCGUUCCCUCAGCAUCAGCGGGCCUGGAGCCUGUACUGAUUACUGAGCCAACGGCAUGAGGAAGAGGAGGGUGAGGGUGGGGUGAGAGAAAGGCCAGGUGUAUGAUGUAGGGCUGUGAAGCAUACAGGGACUCGCUCUGCACUGGCCUGCUGCUGUCCACACCACUAGCACAUUGUUUGUGCUGGGGAAGAUCCCUAACCUUGUCCAUAGACUGACUGUAUAAGCUGAAAACUGUCUGAUUUUAUGAUACAAUACCCCACUACGGUAACACAGUUACCCCUCUGCACGGAAUGCAUAUGAACAGACACUGGCACUGCUGUUGUUGCCAUAGCAACCUUGACACGGGAACUACUUUUUCAAAAAUCUUGCCUUUUUUGUCGUUGUUUUUGUUCUAGCUACAUCAUGUCAUAUUUUCUGUGUUGGUUGCCAUAUUGUUUGUGUCAUUGCCCCUGAAGGGUCGAUCUGAACGUGGUGUCUUAGUGUGAUAGCCACUGGCACCCAAUAUGUCAGCUGUCUGACGGCCCAGCCCAAGCCAUGAUCCCAAAACUAGCUCACUAAUAGUCAUGGAGAGAACGUGCUAGCUGGCAAGUGAUUGGGGAGAGAAUUUUCUAGCUGGCCAACAGUCAGCUAGAGAAUGUGCUAGCUGGCCAAUGGUUGUUGAGAGAAUGUUCUAGCUGGCCAAUAGUUGGGGAGAGAAUGGGCUGAACUGUUUCAAUAGGGAACUUUAGUUAUGGUGUCCCACCACCAUUAAUGCCAUUGUAACUGGCCAUACUAUUCUCAAUCACUGCACUUCUGAGUGCACAGACAGACCCUCAAAGGGUUUCACAUGAGGAUUCCUCUGAGAUGUGACGAGAGGAAUGUUUGUCUGUCUGGCUGUCUAGUCUUCCCAGGGAUGGAAUGCUUCAUGAAACAGCUGGAAAGACAAAUCCUCAUUAGUUUCUGACAACUAAAAGGUGUGAGAGAGCAUCAAACUAUAUACUAUAGUGAGUAGCAUCUGUCUUUGACCAGUAGACUGCGAGGCCCAGACCUAGGCUAAUGAUGAAGCAUGGAUUUAAAGGUCCAAAUGCAGCCAUUUUUAUUUCAAUAUCAAAUCAUUUCUGGGUAACCGCUAAGUACCUUACUGUUAUUGUUUUCAAUUAAAAUGGUUGAAAAGAAAAUAAUUGGCUGGGAAUGGUUUUAGGGGAGGGGUAAACUGAACUAGCUGUUAUUGGCAGAGAGGUUUGGAAAUCUUUCUUAUUCAUUUAUUAACUAAUUUUUACCGUCGGGUGAUGUCACCAGGCAGGUCAAAACUCCAUCCCACCAAAACAGGCUGAAAUUUCAGGCGGUCUUUUCUAACACUAGAAGAGCAUUAUUAUUUCACAGUGUUAUUCCAACCUGGUAAUAUAUAUUAAUCAUGGGAAAAUAUAGUUUUUGACUGAACUGGGCAUUUAAACGAACCAAAGUCUCAUGGGGCAUUGGGGAUUUUAAAUGCCACUUGUCCCCCAUGACAAUUUCUUUGUUUUAGUGUGUCUCUGGAUGCGAAUGUGAACUGUUGCUCUCUCUUACACAAUCUUUCUCUAUAUUAUUUAUCCUUUGAUUAUUGGCUGUUCUGUAGCACUAGCCCCAAGUCAAAUUAUGCUGCCUUACCACAGGUAAGAGAAGGGGUGUUUAGUAGCAGGAUUGGGGCCAAUUCCAUAUCAAUUCAAUUCAGGAAGUAAAAUCCAAUUCACAAUUGUAUUCAUAUUGAAAAGCAUUGAGAACAUGUUUAAUUGGAAUAGGAAUUUCAGUUGACUUCCUGAAUUGAAAUGAAAUUGAGCCCAACCCUGGUGUAUAGUGUACAUAAUCAUUACAGGAUCACACUUACCUUACCUGCUGCCAGAGUGGCACCUGCUGAUCUGAGAAUGUUAAAGUAUGUCAUAUUAAAUUGAUUAUAUUGCCGCUUAUGUGUCUUCCCACUUCAACUGUAGUGGUACAAAACGACAAUGAGAGAGUACGUAGGUCCUAUAACUUUAAAUGUAGUGGUCCAAUAAUACAUUGGGGUAUGGUUACUAUGAUGAAGCAUAAGUUGGUUAUUAUGCUUCUCAAAGCUACAUAUUGAAAUGGCUCAUUUGCUGUAGCUAUAACCCUCGGUAUACAUAGGAUGCCAUGCAAAUGAACAACAGUACAUUCCGCUGUGCAUUAUCAGCCAUAAGCCUAUCGAAUACAAGAAUCAGCCAGCAUAGUGUCUCUUGCUGAUCUGUGUUUUUAAACAGAUGAUUUAGGUGCCAUGUUAACCUAGAUACAAUUCCAUAUAAUGACAAAGCAUUGUAUGCUUGUAAGAAUGAUGUGCUAUUUAAGCUGAGUCAUGUUUGAGCGGUUUUAGACAUAUUUUUGGUUUGACUGCUUUACCAAUGAAAAUGGGUUGCUACUGUUGGCUUAAUGCAGUAAUAAGAAAACAAGCUGGACCAGUUUUAAUUGUUUUCUAGGCCUAUAUUAUUGUCACUUGUUUUGUUUAUCAGAUGAUUUAUUUUGGGGGUGUUAUUUUCCAGGAUUUUAAUUUGUUAUUGUGUUUUUUUGUCACUUAAAACAUUGUGUCCAAGAAUGUGUAAUAAAUGUGUCAGUCAUUCUGUUCCAUUUCCUAAUAUUGUUCUAUUGAAAUGGUUAUUUUACACAAAAUGUAGCAUAUUUAUUGUCCAUAGUGUUUUCUGGUUUAGUUAAGUUUUAAGUGACAAUAUGGAAAAUACUAUUGGUACUGUAAUAAAAAUCAUUUUCCUUUAGGGGGUAGUUUA
This is a messenger RNA of Oncorhynchus masou masou (cherry salmon), 4756 nucleotides long. Its product is annotated as phosphatidylinositol-3-phosphatase SAC1-B. Gene Ontology annotation, cellular component: endoplasmic reticulum. Bases 93 to 1943 code for a protein of 616 amino acids. The transcript has 18 exons. The record is from RefSeq and is a predicted model, not a curated record. Gene Ontology annotation, molecular function: phosphatidylinositol-4-phosphate phosphatase activity. Gene Ontology annotation, biological process: phosphatidylinositol dephosphorylation. Lineage: Eukaryota; Metazoa; Chordata; Actinopteri; Salmoniformes; Salmonidae.